Molecule: messenger RNA, 728 nt
Organism: Acipenser ruthenus (sterlet)
Lineage: Eukaryota; Metazoa; Chordata; Actinopteri; Acipenseriformes; Acipenseridae
Product: small ribosomal subunit protein eS27
Exons: 4
Coding region: 100-354 (84 amino acids)
Biological process (GO): translation; ribosomal small subunit assembly
Cellular component (GO): ribosome; cytosolic small ribosomal subunit
Molecular function (GO): structural constituent of ribosome; RNA binding
Source: RefSeq, a predicted model, not a curated record
CCUGACGUCAGUUCCGCUCCCUGCCCGCAAACCCCGUUGAUAUGAGCGCCCGUUUCCGGUCCUUCCUUCUUUUCGGCAGCGGCUCGAUUCCACGCCAACAUGCCUCUUGCGAAAGACCUGCUGCACCCGUCCCCCGAGGAGGAGAAGAGGAAGCACAAGAAGAAGCGUCUGGUCCAGAGCCCCAACUCUUACUUCAUGGAUGUGAAAUGCCCCGGAUGUUACAAGAUCACCACCGUGUUCAGCCACGCCCAGACCGUGGUGCUGUGUGUCGGAUGCUCCACAGUGCUGUGCCAGCCCACUGGAGGCAAAGCUAGGCUAACAGAAGGUUGUUCAUUCAGACGAAAGCAGCACUAGAAGGACGCCCCCCAGUGGUGUCAUGUGAGAUGGGUUGAGCUGCUUGUAAUAGUCUCCAGUGAGCAGCUUCUAACUGCUAGCCAGCCGGACCGACUGUGCUCUAGCAGAGACGCACACACACACACAGGGGGAGCUGUCUGUCUGUCUGUCUGUGUGUCUAGCCAGGCGACGCUCUCUCGCUCUGUCUCUCAGUCUUGUGUUUAUACCAGCCAGCGUCUUCUUUCUUGAACUCACCAGGCGGUUAGUGACAACGGGGGAGAGAGAAACCAUCAAACGAAAAGAGAAAAUGAAGAGCGACAGCCGGCUGUACUGAUUUCCACUGUGCUUGUAGUCUCAACCCAUCUGACCUUUCAAUAAAUUUUGUUUAGAAAAGA